UCUAGAUCAACCGCUUGUGCCAAAUAGAGACAUACCUUUUCGAAUCCGGUCUGACACGGCGGCUCUACUAGUUAGCGCUCUUCUAACCGUUGACUCGAGCCUUCCAUCCCCGCAUUCUUUGAUGAGCCGGCCUACAGCUCGUUCUCAUAUUCCUCGUGGAGACAACAAAGCAGAUUAUUUCGCAUCCAAAGGCGUAGUUUUGAGGCACAUUUUCAAGACGCACAAUUGGUGCCAGUUUCGGACAUAUCAAAACUGCCGCGGUGAUUUCGUUCACCUACCAGCAGGUCCAGGUAAGAAUCCCUCAUGAGAAGAGCCUGGGUGUCAUAACAGCCCCCUUCACCCUAAUCGAAUUCAACAUACAUAUAUAUAUAUAUAUAUAUUUUAUGAAUCAGAGCCAAGAAAAUGUGCAUUGCGAUCUUUUCAACCGCUCACCCAUCGUAUCCUUUAAUUAUACUGGACAAUCGAGAUGAAUACCUUCACCGACCAACUUCUUCCCUUGACUGGUGGCCAGAAUCAGACAGUUAUGUCCUUGGUUCGCGGGACCUAGUCCAUGCCAUUAGUGGGACCUGGAUGGGCGUCACGAAACAUGGCAAGGUGGCCGUCCUAACCAACUACCGGGAGAACGCGCCAGAGAAGACAACAGGACUAUAUAGUCGGGGAGCCAUUGUCAAUAGCUGGCUGACAUCAUCCCAAGACGAAAGGCUAACGACAAAAAUCUUCGUCGAGGGCCUGAUUUCGAGCGACAUGUUCAAGAACGUUGGCGGAUUUAGUCUCAUUUGUGGCCGUCUCGACGAGCCGUUGGCGAUCGUGUCCAACCGUUUUGACGAAAUCACUUGGAUUGCAAAGGAAAGAGGUCAAACUAUCGCGCUCAGCAACACAACCAUUGAGGAUCGUUCUUGGCCGAAGAUCACUGAAGGCGAGAGAUUGACCAAAGCAGCCAUUGAGGCGCACGUCCAGGCCGAGGAGAAUGAGGAUCAGCUUAUCGACAGACUUCUUCGUGUUUUGAGUACGGAUACUCUUCCAGAGCAUUCCUACGAUACGCCCAUCGAAUCUUAUAUCAAUGAUUUACACAAAACCAUCUUUGUGUCCCCCAUUGGGAACUGGAAGGAGGAUGAGGCCACUUCCCGGGUGAAGGGCAAGGCAGCGGUUGCCUUCCCAGUAAAGGAUGACUGGAUAGACAAGAAAUGCACCAGCGGCGUAUACGGGACCCAAAAACAGACGGUUAUCCUGGUAAAUGACAAAGGCCACGUGAGAUAUUUUGAGCGGACACUCUUUGACAACAAUGCUGAAUAUAUCCCAGCUCCCUGCGGAGACAGGUCAUUCGAGUUCACCAUCGAGAAGUGAUAGUGUUCCCCAUUGUGACCCAUUCCGCGAGUGUUUUAAAAAGCUGUAUACUUACAUACCCAGUCAUUCAUCUAUCCAACUACAUUU
Monascus purpureus is the source of this 1431-nucleotide messenger RNA. Lineage: Eukaryota; Fungi; Ascomycota; Eurotiomycetes; Eurotiales; Aspergillaceae. The record is from the annotation of a GenBank genome assembly.